AUUAAAGCACUCAGAACAGUAAGAUCAUUACCACCACCACCUUAUCUCCCUGUCUUCCAUCAGCCCUUCAACUCGGCGGCUCGUUUUUUGCCCUAUUAGGGUUUACGAUUUCGUGAGCGCGGCGGGAGCUGUGAUGCAAUCGGCUGCUCGCUUUAAUUUUCUUUCCGUUUUGUUGGUCGUGAUUUGCUUGCUUCUUCAGGCAUCUUUUCAGGGUGCGUCGGGGUUAUUGAUCUUGUUUAGUCAGCACCCAUGGCGGCGCUUCUCAACUUUCCCGGUGAUGAUGAAAUCCGGCUCAGGGGAAUGUUUUGCUCACAUUUCAUGGACUCAAGUCUCUUCUUGUCACUUGCACCAACCGUGGAUGUCUGUUAUUCUUCUUGGAAGAGGUCCCGGGUCACUGCACCUUCCAUCAUUGGGGAAGAAUUGAUGAAGACUGCUCCUCUAUUAAAAAAGCAGCUGACCUGCUGUUCCAUUGAUGCUCUCCCCGACGAAUGUCUUUUUGAGAUCCUCAGAAGGCUUCCAAGAAGCCAGGAGAGGAGCAUUGCUGCAUGUGUAUCCAAACGAUGGCUCAUGCUACUGAGCAACAUCCAACCUUCCGAAGACAUGGAUGUGGUGCAAAAGGGAGAAAAUUUAUUGAGAUCUUCUAGAAAACCUCUUCCCGAUCUUAAUUAUCCCGAGCCUUUGGUAUCAGAGCUGAACUCUAGCAUUGAGAGUGGUGGGUAUAUAACUAGAUGCUUGGAAGCAGAGGAAGCAACUGAUGUUAGACUAGCUGCAAUUGCAGUCAGUAAUUCUAGUCGUGGUGGGAUUGGCAAACUGAAGAUUAGAGGAGGCAAUUCAACUUGCAAGGUUACUGAUGCUGGGCUCUCUGCCAUUGGACGCGGUUGCCCUUUACUCCGUGUUUUAUCAAUCUGGAAGGUUCCAUUGAUCACUGAUGCAGGGCUUGCGGCUAUAGCUGAUGGAUGCCCCUUGCUGGAGAACCUUGAUCUUUGCCAAUGUCCCUUGAUCUCUGACAAGGGAUUGAUUGCUAUUGCGCAAAAGUGUCCGAAUUUGACCUCUCUGACAAUAGAUUCCUGCUCAAGCAUCUGCAAUGAUGGUCUCCAAGCUCUUGGCCAUGGUUGCUCGAAGCUAAUUUCUAUUUCAAUCAAAGACUGCCCACUUGUGGGUGACAAAGGAGUUUCUAGCUUGGUUGCUCAUGCGUCUUCGUCCAUAAUGAAGAUAAAGCUUCAGAAUGUGAAUAUUAGUGAUGUUACACUUGCUGUCAUUGGGCAUUAUGGAAAGGCUGUCACCAACAUAUCUCUUAAUGCUCUGCAGAAUGUAAGUGAGAGGGGCUUCUGGGUUAUGGGGAAUGCCCUUAACUUGGUGAACUUGACAUCUUGCACAAUCUCCUGUUGCCCUGGUGCUACAGAUCGGGGUUUAGAAGCUAUUGCCAAGGGUUGCCCACGUCUAAAGAUGAUGUGCAUCAAGAGGUCCCCGAACCUUUCUGAUGCUGGGCUUAAAUCGUUCACUGGCCCUGCAAAAAUGCUUGAGAGACUGCAACUAGAGGAAUGUAAUGGGAUUACACUCGUAGGUGUUUUUGAAAGCCUUCUGAACUGUUGUUCUAGGUUCAGGGGUCUGGCGUUAGUAAAGUGCUUGGGAAUCAAAGACAUUUCUUGCCAUCUGGAGGAGCUUCCGACAUGCAUGUCACUAAAGUACUUGACAAUUCGUGAUUGUCCUGGUUUUACCAGCUGUAGCUUGUCCAUGGUUGGCAAGCUCUGCCCCAGCUUGCAACAAAUUGACUUGACCAGGCUUGUUGGUGUGACAGAUGCUGGGAUUCUUCCGCUAUUAGAGUGCUCUCAGUCUGAACUCGUUAAGGUGAACCUUGAAGGGUGUGUGAGUUUAUCUGAUGCAAGUAUUUCUUCUCUGGUUAAGGCACAUGGAAGUUCCCUGAAGUUUCUUAGUCUUAAGGGGUGUAAGGGGAUCACUGAUAGAAGCCUCCUUUCUAUCUCAGCAAAUUGCUCAGUGCUGAAGGACCUUGAUGUUUCCUGUUGCAGCAUCAGUGACUUCGGAGUUGCAGCAAUUGCAUCUGCCAAGCAGCUAAACCUCCGGACCCUUUCUCUUGCUGGUUGCGCUGAAGUUACAAAGAAGAGCCUCUCAUUCUUGGAAAAAAUGAAAGAAUCCUUGGAGGGGUUGAAUCUUCAACAGUGCAAGCUGAUCAAUACCCAUGUGGUUGGAUCUUUUGAGGAGAAGCUUUGGUGGUGUGACAUCCUCUCCUAGUUCUGAAUGAAAGGAGAACGGAAGGUUGGAAGACUAGAAUCAAAUCAUGAUUUGUGUGUUCUUAUUAAGUUCCCAACAAAAAAAAAAAAGGGGGUUGGUAGUAUAAGCAGUCCGCUAGGUUGUUUUUGGCUCAUCGCAGUUAUCCGUGAGCUUCUAUAUUUUCACAGUACUUUUCUGCCAGGAUGAGGUGAGUUUUCCGGGGAUUGUUGCCAUUCUCUCUUAUUUUCGCAGAAUCUCUUCGCAAGGGAGAGAUCUGUUUCUGAGGGGUUUGGCUGACAUCAAUUGGUGUGUUUUCCCUUGCUCAUCUUUGGUUCCUGAGAUAGCAGUUAUAGUUAUUCCUUGUCCUGGUUCAUAGUGGCUUUUCAGUACUCUCAUGUUUAGCAUAUUUAUAUACUCAUGUGUCAUUUCUAGUGGGGUUUUUUAUAUAGGGUUCUGGUGUUUAGCCAUGCUCCUCAUAUUUGACCAUGCUGGUUGGUCGUGUUCUGAGUCAGUUUUUCUAAUAUUAUUCCAGUUGUUAGGUGCAAUGCCAUGCUUAGUUCUAUGUUGGUUUUGUAUGGCUUGAUUGGUUGUCUUGUUUGAUCGCAUGUGCGCAGCUCCGUUUGGAAGCCUGAGUUUUGUUGGGGGGGCUUGGUAAUGGCAGCUGAUUUUUUAGCUCGCCUUGACAACUCUCAUUGGGAUGUUUUUUUAGCCGAGCUCCCCUUUUUUUACAGGCUUCUAGCCAAGGACUGUGCCCCUGUUAAGAUGCUGUCUUCCUGUAAACUUGGUCAUGAAUAAAGAUAUUGUCAUCCUGUGAUUUCUACA
Dendrobium catenatum is the source of this 3051-nucleotide messenger RNA. RefSeq names its product EIN3-binding F-box protein 1. Gene Ontology annotation, biological process: SCF-dependent proteasomal ubiquitin-dependent protein catabolic process. The record is from RefSeq and is a predicted model, not a curated record. Gene Ontology annotation, molecular function: protein binding. Gene Ontology annotation, cellular component: SCF ubiquitin ligase complex. The transcript has 2 exons. NCBI's taxonomy places the organism in Eukaryota, Viridiplantae, Streptophyta, Magnoliopsida, Asparagales, Orchidaceae. The coding region runs from base 250 to 2250 and encodes 666 amino acids.